Messenger RNA from Otolemur garnettii (small-eared galago), 2522 nucleotides. It is a transcript of the gene BTBD1, whose product is annotated as BTB domain containing 1. Gene Ontology annotation, biological process: neurogenesis. The record is from RefSeq and is a predicted model, not a curated record. The transcript is spliced from 8 exons. Gene Ontology annotation, cellular component: P-body; cytosol. Gene Ontology annotation, molecular function: protein binding. NCBI's taxonomy places the organism in Eukaryota, Metazoa, Chordata, Mammalia, Primates, Galagidae. Bases 197 to 1645 code for a protein of 482 amino acids.
CGCCCGCCGCCGCGCCUCCGCGUCCCACCCGGCGGGGGCGCGCGCCAGGCAGGGCGGGGCCGGCGGGGGCGCGCAGGCUCCGGAAGCGCCUUCCCAGAAGGCUCGGAGGCGGCGCCGGCCUCUGGGGGCGGCUUCUGCGAUGGCGGCGGGGCGCCGGGAACUGUCUCCCUAGCCUGGGGAGCCGCGCAGCUGGAAGAUGGCCUCGCUCGGGCCAGCCGCGGCAGAGGAGCAGGCGGCGGGGACCGAGGCGGAGCCGGGCGCCGCGGGGCCGCCGCUGCCGCCGUCGCCGUCUUCUCUGGGGCCCCUGCUGCCCCUGCAGCGGGAGCCGCUGUACAACUGGCAGGCGACCAAGGCGUCGCUGAAGGAGCGCUUCGCCUUCCUCUUCAACUCCGAGCUGCUGAGUGAUGUGCGCUUCGUGCUAGGCAAGGGCCGCGGCGCCGCGGCAGCCGGGGGCCCGCAGCGCAUCCCUGCCCACCGCUUCGUGCUGGCGGCCGGCAGCGCAGUCUUCGACGCCAUGUUCAACGGCGGCAUGGCCACCACGUCGGCCGAGAUCGAGCUGCCGGACGUAGAGCCCGCCGCCUUCCUGGCGCUGCUGAGAUUUCUAUAUUCAGAUGAAGUUCAGAUUGGCCCAGAAACAGUUAUGACAACUCUUUAUACUGCCAAGAAAUAUGCAGUCCCAGCCUUGGAAGCACAUUGUGUGGAAUUUCUCACCAAACAUCUUAGGGCAGAUAAUGCCUUUAUGUUACUUACUCAGGCUCGAUUAUUUGAUGAACCUCAACUUGCUAGUCUUUGUCUAGACACAAUAGACAAGAACACAAUGGAUGCAAUAAGUGCAGAAGGGUUUACUGAUAUUGAUAUAGACACACUCUGUGCAGUCUUAGAAAGAGACACACUUAGUAUUCGAGAAAGUAGACUUUUUGGAGCUGUUGUACGCUGGGCAGAAGCAGAAUGCCAGAGACAACAAUUGCCUGUGACUUUUGGAAACAAACAGAAAGUUCUAGGAAAAGCACUUUCCUUAAUCCGAUUCCCACUGAUGACAAUUGAGGAGUUUGCAGCAGGUCCUGCUCAGUCUGGAAUUUUGUCAGAUCGUGAAGUUGUGAAUCUCUUUCUUCAUUUUACUGUAAAUCCUAAACCCCGAGUUGAAUACAUUGACCGCCCGAGGUGCUGCCUCAGAGGAAAGGAAUGUUGUAUUAACAGGUUUCAGCAAGUAGAGAGCCGCUGGGGGUACAGUGGGACAAGUGACCGAAUCAGGUUCACAGUUAAUAGAAGAAUCUCCAUAGUCGGAUUUGGCUUAUAUGGAUCUAUUCAUGGUCCCACAGAUUACCAAGUGAAUAUACAGAUCAUUGAAUAUGAAAAAAAACAAACCCUGGGACAAAACGAUACUGGAUUUAGUUGUGAUGGGACAGCUAAUACGUUCAGGGUCAUGUUCAAAGAACCGAUAGAGAUCCUGCCCAACGUGUGCUACACGGCGUGUGCUACCCUCAAGGGCCCAGAUUCCCACUAUGGCACAAAAGGAUUGAAGAAAGUAGUGCAUGAGACCCCUGCGGCAAGCAAGACUGUUUUUUUCUUUUUUAGUUCCCCUGGCAAUAAUAAUGGCACUUCAAUAGAAGAUGGACAAAUACCGGAAAUAAUAUUUUACACGUAAUUGAGCAUUAUAAUACAUCUUGACGAGAUAGUACCAUGCAGUCUAGCGUCAAAAGCAUAAAUAACUGUCUACCCAAAAAAAAGUAGUUUGAGUGUUAUGAAUAUUUAUAAUUAUAAGAAACAUUUUAGUUUCUUAGAAGAAAUAGAAAAAUAUUGGUUUAAAUCUCUACCUGAUUUAAAGGCAGAUUUUCCAUUUUCUUAUAACCUUUGGGGAAAAGAAAACUGGGUUUAAUUGUUUUUAAAAAGUGCAGCUGGUUCAACUUCAUCUUGUAUAAUUUCAUUAGAUCACCUGAUUCUGGACUUUUAAUAGUUUUGGAACUGAAAGAUUCUUGUUACAUAUAUAGCUGGUUUCAGAUUGUUUUUGUUUUAAUUAUUUUGAAGGUUAGAUGAGAUGGGCAAAUAGGCUUUGAGAUGAGAUGAGUCAGCAUUCUUAUAGAAUUCCUAUUAACUUAAAUAACUAAUUUCAGAAAAUUAAGAAAAUUGACUUUAUAUUUAGGGGAUUUGACAUAUUAGAUGGUCCGCAUUUGGAAUAAUGCGAAAAAUAAGCCUAAUAAAAUGCCCAAGAAAACUUUCAAUGCAUUUACAGAGAGGGUAUUUUGUAAUAGUGCAGUAUUGUGUUACCUAGUACAGUUUUAAAAUUAUAAAUGGAGUUUGUUUAAAUUCACAAUAAUGUGACAUAAAGAAUGUAGAGGUAUGGUCUAAGGUUGGAUUCAUUAUCAAUAAACUGCACCACUGUUCCUCUCUGUCUGUGUGGGGGAUGCUGCCUCUGAGUCUAGAAACCCAGAUGGUGAUGGUGGUGACACGACACAGCCCUCCCCUCAGCGUUGUGCUAAUGCUGCACAGCAAGAAACUGAAUAAAAUGAGAAUGUUUCUAACAA